Molecule: messenger RNA, 525 nt
Organism: Trichomonas vaginalis G3
Lineage: Eukaryota; Parabasalia; Trichomonadida; Trichomonadidae
Exons: 1
Coding region: 1-525 (174 amino acids)
Source: RefSeq, a predicted model, not a curated record
AUGAGCUCUCCACCAAAUCCAGUUAAAAUUCUUCGCGUUGUGAUUUCAUCUAAUAUAAGUGGAACCGUCCUCGCCGAAAAAUCAAUUGACUGGCGUUAUACAACAGAACAUGUUACCAUUGCAAAAUUGUGCCAAGUUUUACUUCAGCUUUCAACUGAAUUUGAUGACGGCACUGUUCAAUUUGCUUCAUUCGAACCACAAGAAAACGAGCCUCCUGCUUCUUCAAGAUUAGCUUCACAAAAUUCUGAAACACGUUACUUAAAUUUAGGUCUGCUGCUUAAAGACGACAUAAUUACUGCCGUAUUUUAUAAAAUUAAUGCAGAUAAACGUCAGCCAGAGCAUGCAGAUUUUAUAUCUCAGGUAUCACAGAAAAUCCACGCAGCAUUUGCGGCUAAGCAUUUGAAGCUACAUCAAAGCUUACGCGAGACCUUAGAAAAGAUAGUACAAGAGAAAGCAACAAUGCCACCAGAUGCAGCGGCUCAGUUUGCUUCAUUUUCUGAUGAGAUCCCAUCAUUUGUACAUUAG